AGUUUGCGUCAGUGGGUAGGCGGAGUCAACUAAUGGCUGAGGGUUCGCGGGGUGAGUUGACAUUCAACUAAAGGACAACAAUCGUGUGGCUAUUCAUCGCCAAUGACGCUUGUAACGAUAUAUGAAUAGAAAGCGUGUAUUUAAAUAUGUAUAUAAUCUGAGAACGCAUAUAUUUAACGUUUUAGGAAGGAGUAAGACGGCUGUUGUUUUUUUCUGCCUGUCUUCGCGAGUUCGUGUUGACGCUCGCGUGCUUUCUUUGUUGAGGUUUUCCUGUAACGUUACGUGUUUUUGUUUGAAAUAUCAAUCCGUCAGUUUUACACUUAGGGGCGCGUUUCUGUCUAGACGUACAGUCUAAACACACUGCGUUCUCUGAUGUAACUUACGCGCACCGUGUUCAGUCACAGGGUGUGUAAAGCAACUAUAGGAAUUUUCGCUCAGUAUUUCAGCCAACAUGGGAAAAGUUUUUCUUGAGCAAGGCUGAAAAAGACGCAAUCAGAUCAGACUUUACACCUGAAUUGAGAAGGCAAAUUUGGGUGUUGCUGGAGCAGACGUGAUUUCAGAAGGGGCUGCGGAAUAUAAGGAGUAAUGGUGGUCAACACGAUCCACUGGUUCAGGAAGGGCUUAAGGCUCCAUGAUAACCCAUCUCUGCGGGACUCUAUAAUAGGAGCCGAUACUCUGAGAUGCGUUUACAUACUGGACCCCUGGUUUGCAGGAUCGUCCAACGUGGGAAUCAACAGAUGGAGGUUUUUGCUGCAAUGUCUUGAGGACUUGGACGCCAGCCUUCGCAAACUUAACUCUCGCCUCUUUGUCAUCAGGGGACAACCCACGGAUGUCUUUCCAAGACUUUUCAAGGAGUGGAAAAUCACCCGGCUGUCAUAUGAGUACGACUCUGAGCCCUUCGGGAAGGAUCGUGAUGCAGCCAUUAAGAAGCUGGCCACUGAAGCCGGGGUGGAAGCCUUCGUCAGGAUCUCCCACACACUCUAUGAUCUGGACAAGAUCAUAGAGUUAAACGGAGGACAGUCUCCUCUCACCUAUAAACGAUUUCAGACGCUCAUCAGCAGAAUGGAUCCUGUGGAAACACCAGCAGAGACGAUCACGGCUGAAGUCAUGGGCAAAUGCGCCACACCAGUCAACGAUGACCAUGAUGACAAGUUUGGCGUUCCCUCGCUGGAGGAGCUCGGUUUUGAAACGGAUGGACUGUCCUCAGCUGUGUGGCCUGGUGGAGAAACUGAAGCUCUGACUCGACUAGAGAGACACCUGGAGAGGAAGGCUUGGGUGGCUAACUUUGAGCGUCCCAGAAUGAAUGCUAAUUCCUUGCUGGCCAGCCCCACAGGCCUGAGCCCUUACCUCCGGUUUGGCUGCCUCUCCUGCAGACUUUUCUAUUUCAAACUCACAGACCUCUACAGAAAGGUCAAGAAAAAUAGUGUCCCACCUCUGUCCCUUUACGGUCAGCUGCUCUGGCGUGAGUUCUUCUACACGGCUGCCACUAACAACCCACACUUUGACAAAAUGGAGUUCAACCCCAUCUGCGUAAAGAUCCCGUGGGACAGGAACCCCGAAGCUCUGGCGAAGUGGGCAGAGGGCCGGACUGGUUUCCCGUGGAUUGAUGCCAUAAUGACCCAGUUGAGGCAGGAGGGCUGGAUCCACCACCUGGCCAGGCACGCUGUUGCUUGCUUCCUUACACGUGGAGACCUGUGGAUCAGCUGGGAAGAGGGCAUGAAGGUGUUUGAGGAGCUGUUGCUGGAUGCAGACUGGAGCGUCAAUGCUGGAAGCUGGAUGUGGCUUUCGUGCAGCUCAUUCUUCCAGCAGUUCUUUCACUGUUACUGUCCGGUGGGCUUUGGUCGACGUACCGACCCAAAUGGAGACUAUAUAAGACGCUAUUUGCCCAUAUUGAGGGGCUUCCCUGCCAAAUUUAUCUAUGACCCUUGGAAUGCCCCAGAAAGUGUUCAGAAAAUCGCAAAGUGCAUAAUUGGAGUGCACUACCCUAAACCUAUGGUUAAUCAUGCUGAGUCCAGCAGGAUAAACAUCGAGCGAAUGAAGCAGAUUUACCAGCAGCUGUCCUGCUACCGGGGCCUCGGGCUCCUUGAAACUGUUCAAUCCAACGCACCCAACAAUGGAGAUGGAGCAGGUCCUUCUUCAGGAGACAACACACAGGAGAGCACUCACAUUACCGCAGUGCAGACAUCACCAGCAAGUUCUCAACCAAAGCUCUCACCAUUUACAGUGUCAUGUGGUCAACUGUCUGUCAACAGUGUACAGCCACAGCCAGGUUACUCAAGUGUUGGUUUGGUUGGACAAGCUCAAACACAGUCACAGAGAGGGAGAGGGACAAGUGCUUUUUUGAAGCGGCAUAGUGAAGAACGAGCUUCAGAUGGUUUGUCGAAGAUUCAGAGGCAUGACAGUAACUAGCUGCUUCAGAAGCAAGGAUAUACACACACCCUUCUUGAGACUGGUGUUUGGCCCUGUCCUGAACCAUGGCUCAAAGGACAAUGUCUCCACAUGACAUAUCAACUCCAUGCUUUGCUUUGCUUUGGCCUUUAUGCUUUACCAUGGUCUCAUUCUGCUUGUAGAGCUUCAGUUAACAUUGAGGUCAAAUGUGGUGGCCCAGGGUCAGGGGACUGUCAACUAAGCUGUUUGACAUUGUAUAAUGUAUGCAGUUGCCGAAUUUAAGAUGUCUCAAUUUUUGCAAGCUGUAUGUUGAUUAGUUGUGGAGGAAAAGGUUUUGUAGUAUUCACACAAUCCAAAUGUCAAAAUUGUUUUCUCUAUGAAUGUGUGUGUAUCUAUCAUACCAUUUGAUGUUCAUGUGUGCAAUGUUGUAAUAACUGUGAUUUACACAAUCCUGUGUAAUAUUAAGAGGAAUUUAUUUGGAAAUUCAUAUAGCGAUCAUCAGGAGCAUAGCGGCCACUAUUUGAGAAUCUUUAAACUAGUCGCUCUUUGAUAAGUCAAAGGAUUUGGUUGAUCUAAAUGUUCAAUUCUAAUUUAUAAAUAGACAUGUUAAAAUGUAUUUGAAGUCCACAGUGAAAAUCUGUAUAUUUAGUCAGAUUUUUGCUUUAUAUAAAGGAGUAACUAUCAUUGAGGUUUGUGGCUCUUCAGCACAAAUUGAUUUGUUUCAAGACAAUUACUGGGAAGCAAACCAACUGUAUAUAAGCGUAUACUGGAAGUAAUUCAGUCUGCAAAACAAUGUACAUAACUUUUUCUCUUGCUUAUUUACAGACUUGCUGUUAUAUUUUUUUAUAUGAUACAAUACUUUUUUUAUUGUUGUAAUGUCUUUAUAAAUCACCAUUAAAACAUGAUAGAUCUGUUACAAUGCUACAGUGAUUAUGAGAUAAUUUGAACCAUGUUCAUCAGUAUUAUUGAAAUUUAUUUUCUUAACAUUUAUUAUCAGUGUUGGCUUUUAACAGACCAUGUGUAAUCUAUUUUACACCAUCAGAUUACUAUAAUGUUUGUAUGAAUUACAUAUCGUACGCAUGACCUGUCUGACAACAUCAAUAAAUUACUUGUUAAUCUGUU
Molecule: messenger RNA, 3510 nt
Organism: Carassius gibelio (silver crucian carp)
Lineage: Eukaryota; Metazoa; Chordata; Actinopteri; Cypriniformes; Cyprinidae
Product: cryptochrome-1
Exons: 13
Coding region: 586-2409 (607 amino acids)
Biological process (GO): circadian regulation of gene expression; entrainment of circadian clock by photoperiod; negative regulation of DNA-templated transcription
Cellular component (GO): nucleus; cytoplasm
Molecular function (GO): FAD binding; DNA binding
Source: RefSeq, a predicted model, not a curated record